Onychostoma macrolepis is the source of this 1357-nucleotide messenger RNA. RefSeq names its product intraflagellar transport 46 homolog (Chlamydomonas) (gene ift46). The transcript is spliced from 12 exons. The record is from RefSeq and is a predicted model, not a curated record. Gene Ontology annotation, cellular component: motile cilium; centrosome; intraciliary transport particle B. Bases 79 to 1149 code for a protein of 356 amino acids. Gene Ontology annotation, biological process: cilium assembly; intraciliary transport. NCBI's taxonomy places the organism in Eukaryota, Metazoa, Chordata, Actinopteri, Cypriniformes, Cyprinidae.
UCAAACUGACGUUCUCGCGCACUUCCGCUGAACAUCUCGCGAGAUCAAGUUUCCUUGGCAACAGUACACCGUGUUUUCAUGGAGAGGUCUGAGCGACAAAAGAUUCAACUCGCAACCAACCAGCCAUACGACGAGAGUUUUGAGGUGAAUGCAGAAGAGGCGGUCAGUGUGCACACACCAUCCCCAAGACAGAUAGUUUCCAGGAGGACAGGCAGGCAGAAGCAGAGCGCCAUGGCCACUUAUGCUGGCCAUAAACUUGAAGAGGUCUCCAAACAGAGAAAGAAAGAGCCGCCACCUGGGGCCCACGCUUCUAAUCAGAAUGAUGAAGAGGAUGAGGAGGAGGAUGACGAUGAUGACGAAGAUGAUGAUUCUGAUGACACUGAGUCUGAUGAAGAGGAAGGGGAGCCUGGAUCUGCUCCAGAAGGCGCAUAUGAUCCAGCCGAUUAUGAACAUCUUCCUGUAACAGCUGAGAUCAAAGAGCUAUUUCAGUACAUCACAAGGUAUACUCCACAGACGAUAGAGCUUGACCAUAAACUGAAGCCCUUUAUCCCUGAUUUCAUCCCAGCUGUGGGGGACAUUGAUGCUUUCCUCAAAGUACCAAGACCAGAUGAGAAGGCUGACAAUCUGGGUCUCCUGGUUCUGGAUGAGCCGUGCACGAAACAGUCAGACCCAACAGUGCUUUCCCUGUGGCUCUCAGAGAACAGCAAACAACACAAUGUUGCUGAAGUUAAAGUAAAGAGCAUUGAAAACCCAGAGAAGAACCCGAAAGCCAUAGACAGCUGGAUCGAGAGCAUUAGUGAGCUGCAUCGGUCCAAGCCUCCAGCAACUGUACACUACACAAGACCCAUGCCAGAUAUUGACAGCCUUAUGCAAGAGUGGCCGCCUGAGUUUGAGGAGCUUUUGGGGAAGGUCAAUCUCCCCACUGCAGAUAUUGACUGUGAUUUGGCAGAGUAUGUCGACAUUAUUUGUGGAAUCCUGGACAUACCUGUGUACAAGAACCGGAUUCACUCACUUCACGUCCUGUUCACACUCUACUCCGAAUUCAAAAACUCACAGCACUUUAAAUCUGUAGCAGAAGGCCAGAAAUCUGACACCCCGCCUGCUUCACGUACAGCCACGGCUGAAUUAGAAAGACUCACUUUGGACUGAGGUCUCCUUCGUGGCUUAUUUUCUUACAUCCUGUUUUGUUCUGUUGUGUCGCCAGUUGUAGUUGUGAAGUUACAUUCUGUUAUGCAUCUUAGAUUUAUAGGUUGGUUUAGCAGAUUUUUUAAAUAAAAAAUGUAUUUAAUCAAACUGUAGAUUGUCUUUAAAAAUCAUUAAAUCUGUUCCAUCAGUCCACUGCCUAUAUUUAUUAAAA